GUCAUCCCUCUACGGUCGAUUUGUGUUGAAGAAAGCUGCUAGCUUUUUCCCUUUCCUUUUGUUUUCCUUCGAUUUAUUUGUUCUUGCUCUUGUUAGCUAGUUGUUACGGGUUCUAUUUCUUGUUAAUUAGCUUGCUGCUGCUUUAGCCACGAAGAAAUGAAGAAGUUUUCAGUUAGCUAGCUAGGUACGCAGUAUGCUGCGCAUCUCCCCCCAUUGUAUCUUGACAUACGCAUAUAACCAAAAUUUAGCAAUCACGGUUAUGGAUAAAUUUGUCUUGUGAAGUGAAAUGUUUAGUCUGUUCUAAUAGUAUUUACAGUGAUACGGAGAAACGUGCCAAACAGGCUGUCUUUGCAGACCAGUUAGCCUGUUAAAUAUGAUAGAGGCUGCCGUCCGGAACAAUAUUUCAAUAGAAAUGGACUAAGGAGCCUCGUGACUGUGCUGUGCUCUGACCAGAGUUGGUGCAGCUGUCCUUGCAUUAUUACGAUUCCUGUACGUGGUUAGCAGAAGUAUCCUUAAUGAAACUGCCUGGCACACAUCGCCAUGCCAGAUUGGACGGCAAAUAGGGGUGGAGGGUUCCCUCUUCUCUCAAACUUUGAACCUGGAGGAGAAAUAUUGCAGUGCAUCCCUAUUGAUUUCGAUUUCUUAAUUUUCAAUCGACAGCGGCUUAUGAUCGUCUUGCACUUGUAUUUUCCUCCACUGUGCCUCCGCCAAUGACCACCUCUCACUUGCCCACCUACUCCGCCUGGAAAAUAUAGUUCUUUUCUGGUCACUUGAACUAUAACAAUUCUGCAAUUAAUUAUCUCCAAGUUGUCGCUGCAAGCCAUUGCUCCGUUAGUUGUCCGUUCUUUUAGCGGUACCAAGUUGGCGUCUUGUCAAUUAUGGCUUCGAUGGAGUAUAUUGUAAAGGUACAGACAGAGGUGGUUUUUCUUCCAGGUCUGCAUCGCAAUCAAUCACAACUUGUUUUCCGUGUCCUCCUCUCUAACACCCUCCGCUUACUUCUCUCUCUGCUCAUGCAAGCCGGUGGAAGCAUCCUACAUAGGGGAUUAAGGUCUCAUUUCAAUUCGUACAUGCUCUUAUUCCCCCUUCAGAAGGGCGCUCUCCAGCAGGAGAUAUAGGAUACAAUGGAGAGCAAUUUAGUGGAUACAACUCCAACGUCAAGGGAGUUUACACUCGACUUCUUACGACAUAUUACGAAUAAUCUUUCUGAGGACCGCAUAAUUGGCAAGGGUGGGUUUGCAGUAGUUUACAAGGGAGUAUUGGACAACGGGGAAGAGAUUGCCCUGAAGAAGCUUACUCACAUAGGGCCUGAAGACACGAAAUUUGCAGAUGAGUUCAAUAACAUUAUUAGGGCCCAUCAUCAAAAUAUCAUACAGUAUGUUGGCUACUGCUAUCAUCCAGGCAACUGGAUGAAGCUCGAUGAAAAAUAUAUCUUUGCUCAUGAGCCAAUAAGAAUUCUCUGCUUUGAAUAUUUGCAUGGUGGAGACCUUGAGAGGCACCUUUCUGAUGAGCAGCCAUGCGGACUUGAUUGGCAGACAUGUUACAAAAUAAUUAAGGGAGUGUGUUCCGGUUUAAAUUAUCUUCAUAGCGUAAAUAUUUACCAUCUAGACUUAAAGCCAGCAAAUAUACUGCUGGACAACAACAUGAUGCCGAAAAUAGGAGAUUUUGGUAUAUCAAGAAUCUUCCCUUCAGCAAAAACCAUUACCACGGCAACAGGAACAUUGAUAGGGACAAUGGGAUUCAUGCCACCGGAAUAUAUUAACGAAAACAUAAUCUCACAAAAAUAUGAUGUGUUCAGUUUGGGUGCCGUAAUCCUACAAAUAAUGGCAGGACGCCAGAGUUAUCGCGAUUGUGGACGUGAUCCUUCUGAAACAUUCAUUGAGCUUGUAUGUGAAAAAUGGCGAAAAAAGCUACAUCCAACAAUGUCACCACACUCAUGCCAACAAGUUAAUGCAUGCAUUGGAAUAGCUUUAAGAUGUCUCGAGGAUGACCGACAGAAAAGGCCCACCACAAGGGAGAUAGCCACUGAGCUUAAUAGGAUUGAUAUGGGAAACUUAUCACUGACGGAGGAGGUCGUCAAUGAACUUAAUCUGAUUGAUACUGAAUUUUGUUCACUUACAGAUAAGGCUACUAACUUACAAAGCAGGGUGGCAUUGGCCUAUAACCAUUACAAGAACUCAGGUGUAUCCGAUCUUCGCGGCGACUGGCGUGGCCGUUUCCAUCUGCGCCGUGCAGCUCAUCCGCAACAUCACCACCAACCCCGAAGUCAGGGUGACCAAGGAGAACAGGGCGGCGGGGAUCCGUAUGCUAAGUUGCUUGCCCUGGGACAAAGUGAGGUGAUAGAGGUCAACCAUAUACUAAUCCUCGGAUGGAGCAACAAGCUGGGUUCUCUUCUGAAGCAGCUAGCUAUAGCAAAUAAAAGCAUUGGUGGUGGUGUAGUUGUUGUCCUCGCAGAAAGAAACAAGGAAGAGAUGGAGAUGGACAUAGGAAAGCUAGGAUUUGACUUCAUGGGAACAUCUGUAAUAUGUAGAAGCGGCAGUCCUCUAAUCCUAGCAGAUCUAAAGAAGGUUUCUGUUUCCGAAGCACGUGUUAUUAUUGUUUUAGCACCUGAUGAAAAUGCAGACCAAAGUGAUGCACGAGCUUUGCGUCUCGUACUGAGCCUGACUGGAGUAAAAGAGGGCUUAAGGGGGCAUAUUGUUGUAGAGAUGAGUGACCUUGACAAUGAACCUUUAGUGAAAUUGGUUGGAGGUGAACUAAUUGAAACAGUUGUUUCCCAUGAUGUCAUUGGACGUUUGAUGAUACAGUGUGCACUCCAACCUGGCUUGGCACAGAUAUGGGAGGAUAUUUUGGGAUUUGAAAAUGCAGAAUUUUGUAUAAAAAGAUGGCCAAAAUUGGAUGGCAUGCGGUUUGGCGAUGUGUUAAUCUCAUUCCCUAACGCUGUGCCCUGCGGAGUGAAGCUUGCGUCAGCAUUUGGAAGUAUAUUAAUGAAUCCGGAUGAUGAUUAUGUUUUAAGAGAAGGUGAUGAGAUCCUUGUUAUAGCAGAAGAUGAUGAUACUUAUGCACCUGCUCCUCUACCAGAGCUGCAUAAGGGUUUUCUACCUAACGUUCCCACCCCUCCUAAAUAUCCAGAGAAAAUUUUGUUCUGUGGUUGGCGACGUGACAUUCACCAUAUGAUAAUGGUUCUAGAAGCAUUUCUUGCUCCGGGCUCUGAAUUGUGGAUGUUCAAUGAGGUGCCAGAGAAGGCGAGGGAGGCAAAACUGACUGACAGUGGUAUGGAUAUUCUUGGACUAACAAACAUUAAACUUGUACACAAAGAAGGGAAUGUUGUCAUCAGGCGGCACUUAGAAAGCUUGCCUCUUGAGACCUUUGAUUCUAUUUUAAUUCUUGCAGAUGAGUCGGUGGAGGACUCCAUUGUACAAUCGGAUUCACGGUCCAUAGCUACACUUCUUCUAAUUCGUGACAUUCAGUCCAGACGUCUUCCAUCAUCGAAGGAGUCAAAAUCACCUCUACAUCACAAUAGCUUCUCUCACAGCUCAUGGAUUCGGAAGAUGCAACGUGCAUCGGACAGAUCAAUAAUAAUCAGUGAGAUACUGGACUCAAGAACUAGAAACCUUGUAUCUGUCUCCAAAAUCAGUGAUUACGUCCUGUCAAAUGAACUUGUCAGUAUGGCAUUAGCAAUGGUAGCAGAAGACAAGCAAAUCAACAGAGUUCUCCAGGAACUUUUCGCUGAGGAGGGCAACGAGAUGUGCAUACGGUCUGCUGAGUUUUACCUGUACGAACAAGAGGAGUUAAGUUUCCUGGACAUAAUGGUGAGGGCUCGUGAGAGAGACGAGAUUGUGAUCGGCUACCGGCUUGCAAACACCGAUGAGGCAAUCAUUAAUCCAGAGCAUAAGUCGGAGAUUAAGAAGUGGUCUUUAGACGACAUGUUUGUUGUGAUCGCGAAAGGUGACUGACUGGUUUUACAAUGUCAUCUCACUUUUUUUGAAGCACAAGUGUAUACUAUGAUAGUAAUAAUAGUACAAUACUAAUCCAUGCUAGCUGAUAGAAAUGAUAACCGGGCAAAAGCAUAUGUGAAAGUACAGUUGGGAUCUUAUCUCACCCGAGACAUUGGCACUGUACAUGUCGAUUCAUGUCGUCUCCGUAGCAUUCAGUUCGCCUCAACGUAGAUAACUUCGGCGCCCCAGCCUGAGGUUGUUGCUGAUGAGUAAAUAAGCAGUACAGUGGAUCCAUGCAGUAGGAAUAGCCUGUGAUUCAUGUUGUAUUUUGUAAGCCCGCGGCUAAUUAUUGAAUCCAUGAUAUGCUAUAUGCCAUGAUGUGUUGAUGUUCAAAGGAAAGAAAGAUGACAUGCAGUGUAUUCU
Molecule: messenger RNA, 4355 nt
Organism: Triticum dicoccoides
Lineage: Eukaryota; Viridiplantae; Streptophyta; Magnoliopsida; Poales; Poaceae
Product: probable ion channel POLLUX
Exons: 18
Coding region: 1122-3950 (942 amino acids)
Biological process (GO): protein phosphorylation; monoatomic ion transport
Molecular function (GO): protein kinase activity; ATP binding
Source: RefSeq, a predicted model, not a curated record